AUGUAUUCUUCCCCUGGACUAUCGCAGUUCAUGACUCCAAUUCUUCCUAGUGGUGGAAAUAUAAUUUACAAGCCACAGUUUAUCAUUCCUCCUUUAAUUGAAAGGCUAAUGAGGCCAAAAGCCGAUUGUGAAAAAGAUGGCUCUAAACAUUAUAUACCUGUCAUACCAGACAUGGUAGUAAAGAAACCACUUAACCCGAAAGAAUUCACUGUCAUCGUUCCCACAAAACCUGAGGUUAUCAUUGAAAAUAAACCAAUUGUAGUACCUCAACCACCUGUGUUACCACCUUUUACGAUGCCUGAAAUACCUACAUUUGUGGAAGAACCAAAAACGUCGGCUCCCGUCACCGAAAAACAUAUUCAGGAGAAAAAAGAGAAUUGUAAACCAUUGGAAAUUCCUGCUCCUCCCGUUCUGCCUAAAAUGCCCGUGUUCCCUAUCCCAGAAAAUGUUGACAUUUUUCCCGAUAAUUAUCCAAUAGUUCCUGUUAUAUCUGGCAUUGAACCCUUACCAGCCCCUGAAUUUACUGCCGUUGAAAUUCCUGAAGCUCCAAUGUUACCACCUUUAUCGCUUCCGGAACUGCCAGUCCCCAAUCUUACAGAAGUUAUUCCUGAAAACAAGCCAGCUAUAAUCCCUGAAGCUCCCAUAUUGUCACCUAUACCUAACGAUCAUGUUUCAGAUUCUUAUCUAAACGAGAUCCCUGAGGGACCUACGCUGCCACCCUUUGUUAUACCUCCAAUCCCUGAAAUCCCUAUUGUAGAAAUGAACCCGGAGGCCCCUAAACCCGAAGCUGCACCAAACAAUUGCAUUUACGAUGUGCCAGAAAGCGUGCCAAAUGAUAAUGAUAUUCCAGAAUUACAACCGGUCGAAAUCCCUGAACCACCCGUAUUACCACCUUUUACAAUGCCUGAACUACCUGCAUUUCCACCUAUCGGAAAACCCGAAGAUAUUACUACCGUAACUGAAAAUACACACGCAGAGAACAAUCCUGAAACCAACGGCAAUACACCAAUGCCUGAAGAGAAGGAGCCUAUGCCAGAACCAGUAACAGAAAAUAAACCAUUAGAAAUUCCUGCCCCUCCCAUACUUCCACCUUUGGAAAUUCCGGAGUUCCCAGUUUUUGAAACUAUACCUAUAGAACAAACACCACCAAGUCCUGUCUUGCCACCUCUAGAGAUACCUGCCCCACCACCAACUAUUGUAGAGGUGCCUUAUGUUACGCCGAAAGAAACACCACCGCUCAUUUUAGAGGUACCCGAACAUCCGUCUGUCACUGGAGUUAUAUCAGAACCUUGCGACAAUAAUGAAAUAAUACCCGAAAACAAACCAAUAUUAAUUUUAGAACAGACGAAUCCCGGACAAGGUGUGACAACACAACAAGUAGUGCCUGAAGUUAUGGAACUAAACGUGGGUGGUGCGAAAGUGACGAUACCGUCUCUUGGAUCAUUAUCUUUCCCAAAUUUCUGCGUUCAAAAUCUUAUAAUCGAUAGAGCACUUCCAUCUAUGAUAAUAGGAGAAAAAUACUAUGCUGAAAGUCUGGCUCCAUAUGUAGCAGAGCAACAUUCGAUGCUCCCCGUGUUUCAAUACUAUAAACGAUAA
This is a messenger RNA of Hyposmocoma kahamanoa, 1596 nucleotides long. Its product is annotated as protein PELPK1-like. The coding region runs from base 1 to 1596 and encodes 531 amino acids. The transcript has a single exon. The record is from RefSeq and is a predicted model, not a curated record. Lineage: Eukaryota; Metazoa; Arthropoda; Insecta; Lepidoptera; Cosmopterigidae.